Messenger RNA from Fusarium tjaetaba, 804 nucleotides. RefSeq names its product 1-acyldihydroxyacetone-phosphate reductase. Bases 1 to 804 code for a protein of 267 amino acids. NCBI's taxonomy places the organism in Eukaryota, Fungi, Ascomycota, Sordariomycetes, Hypocreales, Nectriaceae. The record is from RefSeq and is a predicted model, not a curated record. Gene Ontology annotation, molecular function: triacylglycerol lipase activity; acylglycerone-phosphate reductase (NADP+) activity. The transcript has 8 exons. Gene Ontology annotation, cellular component: lipid droplet; endoplasmic reticulum. Gene Ontology annotation, biological process: phosphatidic acid biosynthetic process; triglyceride catabolic process.
AUGGCUCGUCUCAAGUUUGCUCUCGUUACUGGAUGCGGGCAAGGUGGAAUCGGAGAGGCACUCGUUAUGGAGUACAAGCGCCUUUCAUUCCAUGCCAUCGCAACCGUUCUCCCCCAUGAGUCAAGUCAUCAUUUAUCUCAGGCAGGCAUCACCUGCUUGCCUCUCGACGUAACAGUUGAUGAUUCCAUCUCGGAGCUCAAGUUCAAAGUCCAAGAAAUCACUGGCGGAUACCUCCAUAUCCUCGUGAACUGCGCAGGAAUUGCAUACACUAUGACCGCUAUUGACACAGACGUGUCUUCCGUCCAGCGCAUGUUCGAUGUCAAUGUCUUUGGUCCCAUGCGCAUGGUGCAUCAUUUCCAUGACAUGCUUAUCGAGGGAUCUGGCACCAUAGUCAACAUUGGCUCCAUUGGGGGGACUAUACCAUUUGUUUAUGGCUCAUCGUACAAUGCUUCUAAAGCUGCUUUGCAGCAUUGGUCCAACACCCUGAGGGUCGAAAUGGCUCCAUUCAGAAGGCUUCCAGAAGGGUCUUACUACUCCGCCCUUGCGAAGCAAUUUGAGCAGCAUGUCUUGCGAAAGCCGAGAAAUGCCACCGACCGUUUGGAAUUAGCCGAGAACGUCGUCAAAGAGAGCUUAAAGAACCGCCCGUCUGCUUGGUUCUGGUACGGGAGCUUCAGUACCUUGACCAGAUUUCUCGACACGUUUGCUUGGCGAACCAUAUGGGACUCAAUCCUUUGGAGAAUGUUUGACUUGAAAAAGCUGCAACGGACUCAUGAAGGUCGGCUUCGAGAAGAGAGAACAGGAUGA